AUGACCUCCGCAUCAAUCAACGACAAUGUGGUCGAGAUUCGAAAAUUGAACCAAUACCUCGGAGCUUUCGUAGCGUCUCUCGGUGGGUUCGCGCUUGGUAUCUCGCUAGGUUGGAAUUCCAGGGCUAAUAUAGUGUUGAAGAACUAUUUGGACGCCAGUGCAACAGAGAUCGGACUGAUCGGGGAGAUUCUGAACGUUGGCGUCAGCAUAGGGGCGAUUAUGAUGCCGUUCAUCGUCGGACGAAUCACCAGAAUGAACAUUCUAUUCGUGACGAUGCUGGUCCUGAUUUUCACGUGGACCAUAGUGAUUAGUCGUGGGCAAAAAGUUUUACUAAUGCUAGCUGGAAGACUGAUAUGUGGUAUAUGCGGCGGCCUGGCUUGCGUUCUGACGCCAAUAUACGUGGCGGAAAUUGCGAGCAAAGAAAUUCGAGGCCAUUUGCUCGCAUUUUUCCACGUUCUUGUCAACGUUGGCAUCGCGUACGCCUUCUUUGUGGCCCACGCGAUCGACGAAGAGAGAACAAUAUGGAUGUACAGCACAAUUUGUGGGCUCGCGUGCCUCUCGAUCGCGCCAGCAAAAUAUUUACCUGAGAGUCCGCUCUACUAUUUGUCGAGGAACGACGAGAACAAUGCAGAGAAAUCCUUGAGAUGGUAUCGCGGCGACACUUACGAUGUCCAGCACGAAAUCAGCGAAAUGAAGCGGUUGCUUCUUACGUCUCGCUCGAAAAAGUUCAAUCUGAAAUUAUUCAAAAAUCGCCGUGUUCUACGAUCCAUUGCGACUUGCUUCGGAGUGAUACUGAGCCAGCACUUGUGCGGCGUCAACAUGCUGAUUUUCUACGCCCUGACAUUCUUCGAGACCAGCGGUUCCGGUGAACUGACCGGAAGCGAACAGACGCUAGUCGUCGGCGCCGUUCAAAUAUUGGCAUCCCUCUUGGCCACGUAUCUCGUCGGUAUAUUUGGACGUCGAAUUCUCCUCACUGUCUCCGCCCUGCUCAUGGGGGUGUUCCUGAUACUGUUAGGCUGGUUCUUCAAACUGCGCGACACCGAUCCCGAGUACGACGACAUUUACUUCUGGAUGUCACCCACCUGGGCCACCCUGAUCUUCGCUGCCUACAACCUAGGUCUCGGACCAAUUUCCUGGUCGAUUUUAGGCGACACUCUUCCAGAAGAACUGAAAGUUCCAGUCGCCUCUACCGCAGUUGCCUUUGGAUGGCUGAUAUCGUUAAUGGCCACGUUAACUUUCGAAGAAAUGAUCGUUAAACUGGGCGGCACGAAGGUUAUGUGGCUCUCGGCUGCUGUAUGUUGGCUGAUAGCUCUAUUCUGCGCCAUUGUGGUCAAGGACACCAGUGGCAAAAGCCUGAUCGAGAUCCAAGAAGAUUUUCGCAUCGAGUCCAACAGAGGCGUGCAACAAGCCUGA
This is a messenger RNA of Habropoda laboriosa, 1413 nucleotides long. RefSeq names its product facilitated trehalose transporter Tret1-like. Gene Ontology annotation, cellular component: membrane. The coding region runs from base 1 to 1413 and encodes 470 amino acids. Gene Ontology annotation, biological process: transmembrane transport. The transcript is spliced from 6 exons. Gene Ontology annotation, molecular function: transmembrane transporter activity. Lineage: Eukaryota; Metazoa; Arthropoda; Insecta; Hymenoptera; Apidae. The record is from RefSeq and is a predicted model, not a curated record.